ACAUUUUCAUCACUAUUCAUCACCAGUCAUCAUAGAUUCAUCAUUUUCAUCACUAUUCACACCAAUUUUAAAACGCAUAUCACACAUAAAAAGUUCACAUACCAGUACAGUUCAUUUUCAUCCCUAUUCAUCAAAUCACCAAAAAUUCAUUGAGGGCGGCACGUUCGGGCACAAGCACAAGUAACUGGUGGUCCUUUUCCAAAUAAUGAAGUCAACAAAAAGUCCGGCGGGUGGAGGGGCACGGCCUGUUUAUGCAUGCAAGUCUCGGCAUUAUUGAAUAUUCGAAAGUUCAGAGGGUUCCUGGUGUUUCGUGGCUCUCUAAUCUCUAACUGAGACUGUACGAUUCGAUUCUUGCUGAAGAGAUAGGAAAAGUCAACAUCGUUGCGGACGUGGUCGAUGCCGUCUUCAGCGGGCCAACGAAGGGUUUCGUCCACCCUCCACCAGCCACGUGGUGUCGAAAGCCUUUCGACUGAGACUCGAAAGGAAUUUUAAUGCACAACUCGAACAAAUCUCUACACCCCAUCCUCACCAUAGCUCCCUCUCUAGCUAGAGAUCUAAGCCCUACGAAUAGCCAGUAACCACUCCUUGACUAUGAACAACGAGGUGAAGCCCAAGAUACAGGACAUGAUAGACCCGCAAAAGAACUCACUACCAGAGGAAUUCCCUGAUGGUGAUCUGAUGACAGACAAAGAACUCUCUCCUGGAUUCUGGUACUAUGGCAAUUUUCCUGGAUUAGAAGAUGCUGUUGCGGAUAAGAAAUCAGCCAAGAACACCAUUACUACGACUGAGGUUGAUCUAAAGAAAGCAAGAAGCCCUGAUGCUGAGGACCAAUCAUUGGCUGGUACAGAGAAAGUUGAGGAAUACCCCACACCAAAUCCUGCUACCGGUGAUGGUGACGCAAUCUUGCCAGUGCCUUCUGUGUCCCAGGCAAUUACCGAAAGACAGGAAAUCACACCCGGUGCAUACUUGUUUGAACAUGGGACAUUCAGGACGGCAGCGGAAGCAAAUACUAACAACCUGGAUGGUUUUGAUUGUGGGGAUAACCAUGACCACCAAAGGACUCAUGCAUCUGAACAGCUAGCAACCAGCAGAAAUUUUCUAGCAGUUGCCAAUUCGGUUGAAGAAGUGGACCCACACAGUCUUCAACAAGCCAGACCAUCAACAGCAAGAAAUGCCACAAGAGAGCGAAUGGAUAAGCACUGGGUUGCAAUUUGCACAUUUUCGGGGCUUGUGUCGAUGGGAGUGCUUGUGCUUUUGAUUGUAUUUCUUGUCUCAGACACUCAUCAGUCUGGUGCAACUAACCAACCAACGGUAGUUCCGUCGAUGGCCCCAACCUCACUGGAACCAUCUCUUCUAUCUUUACUUCCAGAUCAUACUAUCAAAGCAGUGGAAGACAAAGAGUCGCCACAAUACAAGGCAUUGGAAUGGCUUCUUGAUGAUCCCCAUGUCUACGAAUAUCCAGACUGGAGGAUCCGUCAGAGGCAUGCGCUAAUGACUGUCUUUUAUGCCACUGCCGGUCCAACCAAGUGGCUAAACAAUACAGGCUGGGGAAGCUACAGCAUGCAUGAAUGUGAAUGGUUUCAGAAUCAAGAGUAUGGCCUCAAGACAAUCCUGCAGAAUCUUUACCCUGGAUACCUUUCAGGCUUUUUGGAGCCGAUGCCUCACAACAAAUGUGACAACCAAGGUUUGUAUCAGCAUCUGUGGUUGGACUCAAACAACCUCGUGGGUUCUCUGGCAGAAGAAGUUUUCAGCCUGACCUCCCUGCAAUCCAUGUCAGCUGGUGUCAAUAAACUACAUGGUACAAUUUCCACUUACAUUGGGCAGCUGAGUGACUUGAAGGGAAUUUCUAUUGUCUCUGCAGAGCUGUCUGGAUCAAUGCCAAAGGAAAUGGGUGACUUGCCGUCUUUGGAAAUCAUUUUCUUAUUCGACAACAAGCUCCAAGGAUCAGUACCAGACGAAAUCUGGCACCUCCCAAACAUAGACACCAUUUCAAUUGGACGAAACGCCAACCUGCAAGGAAGUAUUCCCUCAAUUGUAGGGAAUCUCCAGAAGUUGAGACACCUAGUGAUUGAUGGUUUGGAUUUCUCUGGAACCCUUCCAACAGAGCUGGGCCAAGCUACAUCUCUAGAAUGGCUGGUCUCAGUCGGUAAUAGGAUCACGGGCACCCUGCCAAGUGAGCUUGGAAAUCUCUCAAGACUUUGGAUGAUGGCCGCUUAUGGUCUACAAGGGUCUGUCCCCACAGAGCUUGCAAAUCUUUCAUCUUCACUAUACAUUUUGGAUCUUAGGUGGGGUUCACAUACAGGCACCGUUCCAUCUGAACUGGGCCUGCUUCCACUUCUCCACUUCUUGGGACUUUCCUCGAACCAACUAUCUGGUACCAUUCCCAAUGAACUCUCCCAUCUUUCAAAUCUACGUCAUCUCAGAUUGGGAGACAACUUUUUCUCUGGUGGAAUCCCUUCUGAAAUUGGGAUGCUGACAUCGCUGGAAUGGUUUUCCCUGAGAAACAAUUCUAUCAGUGGAACGGUACCAGAGGAGCUGGCUUCCCUGGGGGAAUCCCUUUACACUUUUCAUAUUGAGGGCAACCCACUGCUUUUUGGUUCAAUUCCAGACUCUCUUUGUGUCAUCAAUGGUACUUGUGACUUUAAAUGGUUUGAACAAUGCAUUGGGCCCUCUGGACGAAUGUUUGACUGCACAGAGCAGUUGUGUGGUUGUGACUGCUCCUGCUGAACCAAUGUGCCAUUGACUCCAAAGUUCAUGAGGAGUUGAUUUGGAAGAGGUGCAAUGUGAACGAUGGACUCAUAAGGUCUUUUGGUAUCUCUGACACGAAUACGGCAUGGGUGGCUCAAGGAAGACAUAGUUAGAUAUCAGGUAGAUGUGGUAAACAUGUUAUUUCAUGUACAUGUAAAUAUUCACAUACAAAUGUAACCAUAGACCUCCGAUUUACCUGAAUUACCAAUACCAUACUUUUUACUGGCUUCAAGUCAUU
This is a messenger RNA of Seminavis robusta, 2986 nucleotides long. NCBI's taxonomy places the organism in Eukaryota, Bacillariophyta, Bacillariophyceae, Naviculales, Naviculaceae. The record is from the annotation of a GenBank genome assembly.